AUGACACAAAGGAGUGAGAGGGACGACGAUGGAAGUGUUAGAUAUGUCACCCUUGGUUGUGCCCUUGGGGGAAAGGCUCGGAAUUGGACGAUGAAUGUCGACAAACCAUGCUCGACAGGAAAAACUGAUUGUAAGGUAAGGAUUAAUACCUUAGAAGUUGAGGGAAAGAUGCGGUUGACCAUUGUUAAUAAUACCCACAAUCAUGGACUGAGUCCCCAUAAAUCUCGCUUUUCUCGAUGUAAUCGCGAUGUUAGUGAGGUCGUAAAAAGAGUACUAGAUACUAACGACCUGGCUGGCAUCCGAAUGAACAAGAGCUUCGGAUGUCUUGUUGUUGGCUUGGGUGGUGCUGGAGCGCUUCAAGACUAUUUUUGUAGGAUGCAGUACAAGAAUCUCGGAUUCUUUGCCUUAAUAGAUUUAGAUGAUGAUGAGAGGUUAAAAAAUAUCUUUUGGGCAGAUCCACGCAGUAGGGCAGCUUAUCAAGAUUUUGGUGAUAUGGUCACAUUUGACACCACGUAUCUGACGAACCGAUACGGGAUGCCCUUUGCACCCUUUGUUGGUGUAAACCAUUAUGGCCAGUCGAUUCUCUUGGGUGCAGGGUUAAUUUCCAGUGAGGACACAGAGACUUUUAUAUGGUUAUUUCAAACUUGA
Juglans regia (Persian walnut) is the source of this 648-nucleotide messenger RNA. RefSeq names its product protein FAR1-RELATED SEQUENCE 5-like. The record is from RefSeq and is a predicted model, not a curated record. NCBI's taxonomy places the organism in Eukaryota, Viridiplantae, Streptophyta, Magnoliopsida, Fagales, Juglandaceae. The transcript is spliced from 2 exons. The coding region runs from base 1 to 648 and encodes 215 amino acids.